GUUAGGAAGUUUUUACAGCAGUCCAGAUGGAAGCUGCAAGUAAGGCUGCAGUUGCUAUGCUGGGAUUACAGGUCUGGCCACCAUACCAGGCUCAGAAGAUUGAAGAUGAGGGGCGGGGAAGUUGCUAUGGAGCAGAGGCAAUGCAGGUGCCCAGAGCCACCAGCUAUCACAGAAGACGACUUUGAAGAUUGUUUGGCAACAGAUGACUUCCUUGUGGACUAUUUUAAUGAAUUCCUAAGCCUGCCUACAUUUUCAGAGGCAAUUAGAUUUAAUGUGGAUUUUGGUGUAUUUGAAGUAAUUAAUGAUGCUCCACAACUUCUGGACAAGCAACUGAAAAAAAUUCUACUAAACCAGCAACCUCGAAAUCCCAUCUAUGAUGUUGUGAGGAAAGGAAAGAGUGAUGCUAAACCUUUUCAAAAGAAUGUCUCCUUUGAAGAGGAGGCCAUCAAUGUCAACUACAGUAUCAUGUGUCUCAAUCGGGAACAAGGUAUUCAGUGGAUCAAAAAAGAAAGACUCCCAGCAUUUCUGGAAAGUGAUUGCUACUUUGAAUACAGGCUAGCCAAAUUGGUCUCACAAGUAACAUGGAGCAAGUCAGGCAUGAAUUUCACAAUAGGUGCAAAUUUUUCUCCCUGGUUUACAAAGAAACCGCCCACUCCACCACCUCCCAUCAUGGAAGAUGACAAUCUUCCAAUAAUGAAAAAGUUCUACAUUUCUCUUGGCGAGGCUUCCUACACUCAAACAAAAGAUUGGUUUGCAUUAGCAAAACAAAGUCAGCAAACAGUAUCUACUUUUUCAUUGCCCUCCUGUAUACCCCACUGCAAAAUCGAAUCACCAACUAUCUGUUCUCCUUCUGAGAGUUUUAUCUUUGAUGAUGGAAUUUACCCCAGAAUAAAAGACCCAUCUACAGCCACUAAAUUAAUUUCUGAAUUGGAAGAAGAAGAAGAAGGAUCCACAUCUGUAAAAGACACUCCUUCUCAAGCACUUUUGAGAAUAUAUCUUGAAAAGAAACCAGAUGUUUCUCAAAAAGGUCUGACAGUGCAUUUUUUAAAUUGUGAAGACUUUUUAAACUCCUAUAUAACCUUCAUUUUUCGAGAAGCCAUUCAACAUAUUACUGGACAGACAUUUAGUGAAACUCCAGACUACAUCAACUUCUACAAAGUAGCCCAAGUGAUAUUUGAGGAGUCUUUUGAAUCUUACUUUGCCAAGAAAAUUUUAGGUGAACCAGUUGAAACUGUAACAAAGGAAACAUCAGAAGAAGACAUGUUAGAAAACAUAAGUUUAAGUUCAAAGAGUGAGAGCAUUGGACCUGAGAGCAGGGCUGACUGGUGUAUUUCUCACAAAACCUAUGACAUUGGCAAUAGAAAGGAGUUUGAAAGAUUUAAGAAAUUUAUAAAGGGCACAUUAGGAGAGAGAUACUGGUGGCUAUGGAUGGACAUUGAAAGGCUAAAAGUUCUUAAGGAUCCUGGAAGACAUCAAAGACAUAUUGAUAAGAUGAAAAAAUGCUAUCUUGUGAGCAGUGGAGAUUACUACCUUUCUACAGAAGUCCUAUCAAAACUUAAAUUGCUACAUGGAUCUCACUGGACUGAAGAACAUUUGAAAAAUAUUCAGACUGAGGUCAUAAAACCUUUGCUUCUUUAUUGGGCACCAAGAUUCUGUGUUACUCAUUCAUCCUCAACAAAAUAUGCUAGUGCUGAACUGAAAUUCUGGCACCUCCGUCAAGAGAGACCAAGGAAGGAUAUUGACCCCUUUCCACAGAUGGCAACCCUCUUGCCACUAAGACCUAAGUCUUGUAUUCUGCAAGCCCCUGCCUUCCAGAAAGAAGAAUCCAGUUUAUCACAAUCUCCUAAAUAUCCCAAGAAAUCACUGAAAGCAAGCACAGGAAACCAAAAGCUCUUGAAGAGUGAGUCUUUAAAUCCAGUUUCCUCUAAGGAUGAUGGGUUGGAGAAAGGGUCAAAGUCCAUGUCAGAGAACCGCACAGUGAUUCAUCUCACAUCCUUUACUGACAUUUCUGAAUGUUUGAAGCCCCAGCUGGAUAGAAGAUAUAUUUAUACAGAAAAGCCUAAUGUUAAAAAUAUAUCAGAUGAAGGAGCCUUGGGCGGAUUUGACAUGGAAAAUUUGUUGCAAUCUUUAUAUGUAGAAAAUAGAGCUGGAUUCUUCUUUACUAAGUUCUGUGAGGAUUCAGGGAACAAGUUGUGGAAGAACAGUGUGUACUUUUGGUUUGACCUACAGGCUUAUCAUCAGCUGUUCUACCAAGAAACACUUCAGCCUUUUAAAGUAUGCAAGCAUGCACAAUAUCUUUUUGCCACAUAUGUUGCUCCAUCGGCCACUCUUGAUAUUGGACUCCAGCAGGAAAGGAAAAAGGAAAUUUAUAUGAAAAUACAACCACCAUUUGAAGACCUCUUUGAUACAGCAGAAGAGUAUAUCCUUCUCGUCCUUCUGGAGCCUUGGACAAAGAUGGUGAAGUUAGACCAAGUUGCUUAUAGAAAGGUGGAACUAGAAAGAGAAACUCGGCAGCUAGACUCUACAUACUUCAGAAAGCUGCAUGCCUUGCAUAAAGAGACAUUGUCUGAUAAAGCUAAGGACACUGAGGGUGAACUUGAAACUGAUAAAUUAUCACUCUCUGGUGUCUCCAAAUAUACUGAGUACUGGAAUAAAGUCCCUGAAGAAUUUAAACAUUUUAGAUUUAAUGAUCUACUUACCAACAAACUGGAGUUUGAACAUUUCCGUCAGUUUCUGGAGAGUCACUCUUCAAGCAUCGACCUUAUGUGCUGGAUAGACAUUGAACAGUUCCGAAGGAUACUUUUUAAGGACCAAAGCCAAAGGGAGGCAAAAUCUAUAUACAUUAAGAACAAAUAUCUUAAUAAAAAAUAUUUCUUUGGACCCCGCAGUCCAGCUUCUGUAUAUCAGCAGAACCAGAUAAUGCAGCUAAGUGGUGGCUGGGGAAAGAUUCUUCAUGAGCAUCUUGAUGCACCUGUUCUGGUUGAAAUUCAGAAGCAUGUCCUGAAUAGGCUAGAAAAUGUGUGGUUGCCAUUGUUUCUUGCCAGUGAACAGUUUGCAGCACGACAGAAGAUAAAGCUACAGAUGGAAGACAUAGCAGAGGAACUUUUACUACAGAAGCAUGAAAGGAAAAUUGGGGUUUGGAAGCCUGCAGAGAGUAAAUGGAUAUCUUCAUGUGCUGAUAUUAUCGCUUUCCGUAAAGCAUUAUUGAAUCCAGUUACUGCAAAACAGUUUCAACGUUUUGUGGCUCUAAAAGGAGAUUUAUUGGAAAAUGGGGUACUUUUUUGGCAAGAAGUACAAAAAUACAAGGACUUGUGCCACUCCCACUGUGAUGAGUCCAUCAUCCAGAAGAAGAUCACAACGAUCAUCAACUGCUUCAUUAACUCCUGUAUCCCACCAGCCCUCCAAAUUGACAUUCCAGUUGAACAAGCCCAGAAGAUUAUUGAACACAGAAAGCAAUUGGGACCAUAUGUAUUCAGAGAGGCACAGGUGACGAUUUUUGGGGUUCUAUUUAAAUUUUGGCCACAGUUUUGUGAGUUUAGGAAGAAUUUAACUGAUGAAAAAAUUAUGAGUGUUUUAGAGAGAAGACAAGAGUAUAAUAAGCAGAAAAGGAAAAUGUCACUUGUAGAUGAUGAAAAAUUUGGAAAGACUGGACUCAAACAGCUUUCAAGUGCUUCAGGAUUUGCUUCCAAAACUGAUAUAGUCACUGGUUCCUUCCUAGGCCAGCAAAGCUAUGGCAGACAGCCAAGCUGGUGCUACUCAAAAUACAUAGAAGCCUUGGAACAAGAGAGAGUUCUUCUUAAAAUCCAAGAAGAACUGGAAGAAAAGUUGUUCACAGAUUAACAGCAUUUAUGCCAGUGAUCACGGCCUGUAGCUGAGAGAUGCAAGGGAUUCUUUAAAUCAAAUUUAACUGACAUAAGAAGCUCACGUGGCUGGCUUUUUGGAUGAUCUUCAUUAGUUUAGAACAAAAGGACUACUAGCUAGGUUAGAAAAACCAAAAUGUUUUGCUUAUCACAGUCCUUAAGGAAGAUUAAUGUUAUGCCCCUUGUGUAAUUUUCAACAAGUACUUCUUGCACACUUACUACAUUUGUUUAUAUUCUGAUAUAUUUAGUAGGUAAUAAGAGAAUGUGAAUAUUGCUAGUAUGUGAACUUAAAACAUAAGAGCUUUCCAUGUCCAGCCCUAUAUGACAGAUGGAUGUUGAAGCAGCAUUUCGCACAUGGUAGUACACAUAGACUUCUCUGACAUGGGCUAAUACUCAUGGGUCAUGCGAACCUGUUCACUUGUUCAUAGAAAGUACUGGGAAUCUCCAUCUGUAUCCCACACCUGAGUUAUUCUGACACAGAUAUUCCACAGAAUAAUCUGAUGUAAAGUGUUAAAGUAGCAAGAAAAGUGCUUCAAAAGAUAGAAAGCCCUCUUUAUCUAUACACCUUUCUAUACUUGUUUCUGGAGGAAAAGGACCUGAGAGGUCAUUACUGGCUUCCUAGUUCAGGAGCUCCAAGGAUAUGACUUAAAUGAUCGGAUUAGCAACACAGAUUAGCACACGCUCAGAAGACAUUUUUAAAGUUGAAACUGCUAUUCCAAAUUCCCUAAGAAGUUAGAACUUUUAUAUGUGGAACUGGGGACAUGGCUCAGUCAGUACAGUGCUUUCUGCACAAGCAUGAAGACUUGGGUUCGGAUCCCCAGCACUCAAGCCAGCAUGGUGGCACACACUUGAAGAUCAUGGAGGUGUGCUGGCCAGCUUGUCUAGCCAAGUCAGGGAGCUCCAGCGCAGUGAGCGACCCUGCCUUUCUGGCCUCUGCACAUGUAGGCUGCUAGCACCUCCCCUGCGUAGCAACCCAGAUUUUCUCUAGAUGCUUUGUCAAAUUAUCUCUAGUUGUGAACCCAGUAGUGCUUUAUGCUUAGUCAUUGUCAAUUAUUGUUGUUGGAAAGAUCUGAUCAAUAGAAUCUUGAAGCUAGUUUCACAUCGUAUACUUUUGUAAGCAUUAACUUUUUAAAGCAUCAGUCCUGCUUCUUCAUAGCACAACUGCCAGUCCCUUCUCACCAACGUGGGCCCAUUUGCUUUAGUCAGUAUUUUGCAUCCACUUAAAUAAUUUCUGUUCUUUUAUGUCACUUUUGAAAGCAUGGUGUUUAACUGAGAUGUUCAACCAAUGUUGCAUUAGUAAAACUCAAAGUAUUUAA
Jaculus jaculus (lesser Egyptian jerboa) is the source of this 5176-nucleotide messenger RNA. RefSeq names its product regulator of G protein signaling 22 (gene Rgs22). NCBI's taxonomy places the organism in Eukaryota, Metazoa, Chordata, Mammalia, Rodentia, Dipodidae. The transcript has 28 exons. Gene Ontology annotation, biological process: regulation of signal transduction. The record is from RefSeq and is a predicted model, not a curated record. Bases 106 to 3840 code for a protein of 1244 amino acids. Gene Ontology annotation, molecular function: G-protein alpha-subunit binding.